CGACUCUUUAGAUCCGCCUCCAAACCACCGUGCUGUCGAUGGUCACCACUUCUUCUUCUUCCUCCUCCUCCUCCUCCUGUUUUAAAGUGAUCGACUACGCAAGCCGUAGUGGGGCAUGGCAUUGCUGCGGCCGCUCAUGGCGAAGGCGGAGGCGCGGUUCUCCAACCAGAGGUUCUUCUUCCCUUGUCGGAAGUCGAGGACCUACACGCUGGCCCUGACGUUGCUCCUCGCGCUCUCCGUCGUCCUUCUCGUGCUCCUCGCCCUCGACGUCCUCUCCCUCCCCAUCGGCCCACUCUUCGCACCCAGUCGCUCCCACAGCGAGAAGACGGAGGGGUUCGUCCAGAGCGGGCGUCAGUGGACGGAGGUCAUCUCCUGGGAGCCCAGAGCUUCCGUCUACCAUAAUUUCUUGUCCAAGGAAGAAUGUGAGUACAUAAUUCAGCUGGCAAAGCCUCAUAUGAAAAAAUCAACAGUUGUCAAUAGCACUACUGGUGGGAGUGAAGAUAACAGUGUUCGAACAAGCUCAGGCAUGUUUCUUCAAAGAGGACGUGAUAAGAUAAUCAGAUCCAUCGAAAAAAGGAUAGCAGACUAUACCUUCAUACCUGUAGAGCAUGGGGAGGGACUCCAAGUUCUUCAUUAUGAAGUUGGUCAGAAAUAUGAACCUCACUUGGACUACUUCGCCGAUGAAUUCAACACUAAGAAUGGGGGUCAGCGGAUAGCUACCUUCUUGAUGUAUCUUUCGGAUGUUGAAGAAGGUGGUGAGACAGUGUUUCCUAAUGCCAAAGUCAACAGCAGUUCGUUGCCAGGGUACAAUGAGCUAUCGGAUUGUGGAAAGGCAGGUCUUGCUCUAAAACCAAAGAUGGGAGAUGCCUUACUCUUCUGGAGCAUGAAACCUGAUGCUACUAUGGACCCAUUAAGUUUGCAUGGUGCAUGCCCUGUAAUUAAGGGAAAUAAGUGGUCUGCUCCAAAGUGGAUGCGUCUCCAUGAGUAUAAAGCUUGAUAUUUUCACUGAAGGAGAUAAGUUCAAGUGGCUGCAAUCUCCACUGUAUUUAUCAGCAAAGUCUCUACCCAACUCGAAACAAUCGUGCUGCUUGUCAGUCUUGCCAUUUUUUUUUUGUGUGUAGCAUACAUGAUAAAAAAAGAAUACUUAUUUCCUGCA
Molecule: messenger RNA, 1156 nt
Organism: Musa acuminata subsp. malaccensis (wild Malaysian banana)
Lineage: Eukaryota; Viridiplantae; Streptophyta; Magnoliopsida; Zingiberales; Musaceae
Product: probable prolyl 4-hydroxylase 3
Biological process (GO): peptidyl-proline hydroxylation to 4-hydroxy-L-proline
Cellular component (GO): endoplasmic reticulum
Molecular function (GO): L-ascorbic acid binding; iron ion binding; procollagen-proline 4-dioxygenase activity
Source: RefSeq, a predicted model, not a curated record